GUCACAACCUCUCUGCUUCCUCAUUGGUGCUCCUCAAAGCCCUCUCUUGUUUGGCCAGAGAGAAACAGAGAGAAAGAAAACCUCAUUUAUUUAUUGCAUACGCACAUAAAAAGGAAAAUUAAAAAAAGACAGUGAAGUGCUGUGAGUGUGACUGGUGAGUGCUUGGUACUAGUAUUGAAGUUGUAAAAGGGGCAGUAGUGGCAGUUGUGGUGAGGGUGAGAGGAGCAAAAGGAGAACAAAGGCAGUGACAAUUGGCCAAUCAGGGUUGCGUCGGAAAGUUCUCUCUCAAGCUUUUCUCUUGCUCUCUCUCUUUCAAGCACUGCCACACGUCCGGUUUUGUGGAGUUAAUACCAUCCAUUAUCUGCCAUUUGAAGCUGCUUUCUGUUCUGAUUCUCACUUGUGCAGCAUGAGCCAAGGCUAAACCAGUUAAAUCUCGUAUCAGGGCUCUGAUUUUUGAGUUUUAAGGUUGGAUUGUUCGGUUUCAUUGGGAGAAUCUAGGGUUCAGUUUGGUGGAUUUCGGCAUUUCUUUGAUUCUGAGCUCUGAUUCGUGUUUCAGGCAUGCGUUUUAGGGUUUGCGGGAGCUGUGCUUUUGGUAUUUUUUAAACGGUCGUCGUUUGCGUGUUCAGGAAUUUUGACACUUUGGGUCGAAGAUAUGUUGGGCGGUGAUUUUACGCGAUGUUAAUUGCGGCGGCUUUGAGGGUUUCAGAGUAAUUAUUGGAUUGCUUUAGUGGUCAGAUAGGAGGUUUGGUAGAUAAGAAAAGAUUGUGAAAAUGGCGGCGGAGUCGAAUACCGGUUUUCACCGCGACGAAGCGCUAGGUUCAGCGUUGAAUCGUCACGCAAUAUCAUUCCAAUCCGGGGCUAUAAACAGCUCGUCAGAAAUGAUACCGAUGGGUGGUUACUUUGGGACAACGACGGGCAUGAUGUUGCCUGGGAAUUCGAGCAUAAUCAAUAACAGUCAUGGGAUUGUUCAAGCUGGAAACUCUUCUGGUUCUUCUUCUAUUUUUUCUGAUUCGGUGCCAGGGCCAGGCUUGGCCGUUGAGUGGUCUGUACAGGAACAGUACAAAUUGGAUGAAGGCCUUGUCAAAUAUGCAGAUGAACCAAGUAUCUUGAAGUACAUAAAGAUUGCGGCCACCUUGCCGGAUAAAACUGUUAGGGAUGUCGCAUUGAGGUGUAGGUGGUUGAAGAGAAAGCAAAGGAAAACGGAAGAUCAUAAUUCAGUGAAGAAGGUGAACAAUAGAAAGGAUAAGCUAGCAGAGUCAUCCUCCAAGAUGAAUAUUCCUUCAGCUUUUCCACAGAAUGUGGCUGCAUAUUCUACCAUGAUGCACCAUGUUGGCCAGAGUGACCAUAUGCUUUUUGAAGUUGCAGGAGUAAGUGGCACAGCCAGGCAUCUUUUGGAAAAGAAUGCUCAAGCUUUAAGCCAAAUUAUAGCCAACCUUUCCACAUUCAAGUUACAGGAAAAUAUUGAACUCUUUCGUCAUGCAAGGAACAACAUCACGGCCAUUUUGAAUGACAUGAGAGAAAUGCCUGGCAUAAUGAGCCAUAUGCCACCAUUGCCUGUGUCAAUCAAUGAGGAUCUUGCAAAUAGUUUAUUGCUUAAUACAUCGCAGUCGCGGUCAAUGAUGUUUGGUUCUCCGAGCGGCAUCCAACUGAAGCAGGAACCAAGAGAUGGAGCAUAUUGUUGAGGCGUAUCAAUGAUUCUUGUAAGUACAAAAUUUUUCUGCUGUAAAUGCUAAGAAGCUAAUAGGGAGAGGCAAGUCUUCCUCUUGUGUAGACACAUACUCAGCCACACUUGUUGGAUCCGACGAUGGAGAAGAUGUAGAGAUCCCAUUUUUGGUACCUGAACUGAAACUAGCUCACAAGAUGUCAGAACCAGCUCCACCACCCUUAAAUAAAACAAAAAUCUGCUGGGCCCUGAGGAGAGAAUCUCUAACCAGAUCACUAUUCACUAGUGUGUUUUAGAUGAAUUUUUUGAGUUAAAGCUUCUUGUGUAUAAAUUAUAAUUAUUAUACAGAAGAGUUUGGUCCAUGAUUUAUAGCUACUGUUAGCAUA
Messenger RNA from Tripterygium wilfordii, 2049 nucleotides. RefSeq lists its product as uncharacterized. The record is from RefSeq and is a predicted model, not a curated record. The transcript has 8 exons. Bases 771 to 1682 code for a protein of 303 amino acids. NCBI's taxonomy places the organism in Eukaryota, Viridiplantae, Streptophyta, Magnoliopsida, Celastrales, Celastraceae.